Molecule: messenger RNA, 2409 nt
Organism: Suncus etruscus (white-toothed pygmy shrew)
Lineage: Eukaryota; Metazoa; Chordata; Mammalia; Eulipotyphla; Soricidae
Gene: CFAP91
Product: cilia and flagella associated protein 91
Exons: 18
Coding region: 1-2409 (802 amino acids)
Source: RefSeq, a predicted model, not a curated record
AUGAAACACGCACUGACCAUCCAGGAGCCCAUCCUCAUGCCGCAGGUGUCUCAAACCACCGGCGGCGGCUCAAGGCCUGACCAGCAGCCCGCGGUCCACACCAAUCGGGCAUUUGAUUUUCUGUAUGAUCCAUUGUUCACUUUGUCAAGUGAGAAAGACCACAGAGUGGCCAAUGCCCAAGCCUUGCUGAUGCAAGGAGAACUGAGAAAAGUUCCCAGGUUUCAAAACAUGUUCAGCAACUUGACUCAUUAUCCAAGAUAUUCUCUGCACUGGAGCAAGGCAAACCCUGUUCCAUCAUUCAUCAAUCAAGAAUGGAAGAGGCCUGAAGCUGAACGUAGAGAUUGCCUUCAGAGGUUUCCAGUAAUGGAUACUUAUUUUCAGAGACCUAGAGAAGCAAAUGAAGAUCCUGAAAUUACUGGAAGGAAUCGCUAUAAAUAUUUUGAUAGACCUUACCUUCCAUUUUAUACACGGACCCCAUUCAGUGCUGUUUUUGCUACAGCCAAGACAGAAUCAUAUACUUAUCCACCUCCUUUUACUAAGCAGUCAUCAGUCCCUAAAAAUAUCACUGUGGGCACACAGACUGAUUAUCGGGAAGCUGAUGUCCAGACAGAUCCAUAUUCUCCAGAAUACGUAGUGCUUCAGGACUCAAUCCCUGAACUCCUGACCCUGGCCACUCUUAGUUGGGGUCGAGGUCUCCCUGCAGGACUGGCUGAGGUGGAGAUGAUAGAGCGUGCCCGGGAGAAGCGUGCCUGGGAAGCCACCUUGCCCUUGCUGAGUGACACUAACCAGUAUGAGAAGAGGAGGAGGAUGAUGGAUGCAAUGGAGAGGAAGGAGUGGGCCUUUCGAGAAAAGGAGAUUGAAAAAAUACAGGAGGUUCGCCUGAGAAUUUUACAAGAGUUGCUGAUGAAACGUAGUAACAAUCAAAAUGAAGUGAAUAUGAGACUCUUAAACACUCAGUGGGCUAAACUACAGGAGGCAAAGGAGACCAAAUUGGCAAAGAUUCAACACAGACAUGUAACAGAAAUGAGAAAAAUUGCAACGAAGAAAAAGGAUAGAGAAGGGACAUUUCAGAGAAGAAACAUCAUCCAGGAUUACUCUGAUUAUUCGUCACAGGUCUACGGACCUAUGUCUCGGCUUGGUCGUUUCCCAGACAGCAAAUCAGAGAACUUUGUAGUAAAAAAUCACUAUCUCGACACCUAUGAAGGACUAGUUGAACUUGAGGAAUGUCUUCCUGAUUUUGUGACACACCCCCGUAUCAAACCUCCAAAGCCCAGAAUCACCACUACCAAAGCUGGUUUUCUGAAUAAGUCAGCAAGGAUGGAACUGGAAUUGGAAGAGGUUCAUAAGGCACUGUUGGCUAAGAAGUAUGAGGUUCCUGAACCCAAGAAGCCUCUUCUCUUUCUUGAAAGAAAGCCAAUUCCUCAGCCUCGGCUUCCAACUCCAACCUUAGUAAUAGGCUCCAUUGAUGAGGAAGAUAAAGACAUGGCUGUGAUCUAUCUUCAAAAGUUACUCCGGGGCAGAGCAAUUCAGAACAUGAUGUUUGAAGGGAAGGAGAAGCGCCUGGAACUGAUCCAGGAACUGCGUACCAGUCAUGCGCUGCAGGAAGAUGGCAUGCUGGUGAAGAAAGCCGAGAACCAAGUGACCUUGGCCUUACAGCAACAAAGAAACCUGCAUGAGCACAAGUCAUCCCUAGUUGAAAACCACUUGGCUGGACUGGAAGGAAGAGUGUUGGCUGACAUGUUUGACUUCCUAUCCAAAGAGCUGGUGAGACUUCAGGAAGAGAGGAGGAUCCAUGCCUUUGCCUUGCUGGCUGAACGACAGAGGAGGAUGCGGGAAGCUGAGGAGAGUGGCAGACGCCAGUUGGAGGAAAGACGCCUGCGGGAGGAGGACCAGAUAUUUAAGGAGGUGAUUAAAAUUCAUCAAAGUACUGUAGCUUCCUAUCUUGAAGAUAUAAUACUAAAUGCUGAAGAGAAUACUGCAGAAGAUCAAGCCAGGGCAGAAAUUGAGAAGAUAGCUAAACAAAUCAAUGAUGUUUCUUAUGAAAUGGAGAAGCGUCGAACUACACUUCAGUCAGAGGAAAUUGUUGCUGAGUUGGUUUAUAGUUUCCUGAUCCCAGAAGUACAAAAGGACUUCAUCAAAGAAAAGGUGAGGAAUGCCCAACGGAAGCAUAUUCUUGCUGCCCAUCAGAUCAUCCACACUAAAAUGGAUGAAGUGCUCAGAAAUCGUUUUGAAGAAGAGCAGCUGGAGCACUGGAAGCUGGAGCAGGAACAGGAGUGGCAGUUGGAGUGUGAGCAACAGCAGCAGCAGGAGCAGGCAUGGCAACAGCAGCUGAAGGAGGAGGAGGAGCAGGAGCAAGAGCAGGAGCAGGAAGGGGAAAUAGCUGCCAGCAGUUACUGUUGGGCUGCUUGA